Messenger RNA from Ctenopharyngodon idella (grass carp), 6514 nucleotides. Its product is annotated as neuronal acetylcholine receptor subunit alpha-7. The record is from RefSeq and is a predicted model, not a curated record. The transcript has 10 exons. Gene Ontology annotation, biological process: monoatomic ion transmembrane transport; nervous system process; regulation of membrane potential. Bases 696 to 2270 code for a protein of 524 amino acids. Gene Ontology annotation, molecular function: acetylcholine-gated monoatomic cation-selective channel activity; transmembrane signaling receptor activity. Gene Ontology annotation, cellular component: neuron projection; postsynaptic membrane; synapse. NCBI's taxonomy places the organism in Eukaryota, Metazoa, Chordata, Actinopteri, Cypriniformes, Xenocyprididae.
UCAAAACAUCUGCUUUUUUAAAAUGUUUUAAAAAUAUAUCUUCUCGGUAAUGCGAAUGGAACAUUGUAUCAUUCUUCAGUUCAAACAUUAUGUUGCUUUUGAAUGUUCUCUGAACGUUCUGAAAGCGGUUACAUUUAAAACAAACGUUUCAGGAAAAAAAAAAACAUUCCAUUAACGACGUAGCCUAUAAAUGUUUUUGCGCUGACGUUUUGAACGAACUAAUUCGAACGAACGUUCAGUUACGUUACUGAGAGAACGUUGGACAAAGUUCUGAGCAGCCGUCAGAAGUGUUUGGACCCUCCAGUGUCUUUCGCUGUAAACGCGUACGCAUUCGGUAUUUUUGUCUUGUUAAUUUCACAGUUAACCAGUUCUAUUCAGUUCUCCAGAUUGGCUAAUGUACACGUGCUCUUCAUGACUCUUCGUGUGCUGUGAAGCGUCGCGUCAGCCGCAGUCAGAGGCGCGUCGCGGGAGGCGGAGAUCACACGCUGCUUUCAGCCUCAUCACUGUCGGACCCGCGGCUUUAUCUCUCCGCUUCACGCGCGCGGGGUUUUUAACGCGCUCGUCUCUCCAUGCGGUCCGCGUCACUGAGGUAAUAGCGCGUUGUAGCUGCGCGUCGCGCUGAGUUUCGCUGUUCCUUCAGUCCUUUCGGCGGCAGUUUUGGGAUCGCUCGACUCUUCUGCACCGGUGUGACAGUCAUGGGCUCCCGCGACCGGACUCUGUCCCUGCUGACCGCCGCUCUCCUCAUCCACGUCUCUCUGCAGGGCGAGCAUCAGCGGCGGCUGUACAAAGACUUAAUGAGAAACUACAACCCUCUGGAACGACCCGUCUAUAACGACUCACACUCGCUCACCGUGCGCUUCAGCUUCAGUCUGAUGCAGAUCAUGGACGUGGAUGAGAAGAACCAGGUUCUGACAACCAACAUCUGGCUUCAACUGUACUGGAGCGACUACUAUCUGCAGUGGAACACCAGCGAUUAUCCCGGCGUGAACACGGUCCGAUUCCCAGACUCCCUCAUCUGGAGGCCGGAUAUCCUGCUGUAUAACAGUGCUGAUGAGAGAUUUGACGCCACAUUUCACACCAACGUGCUGGUCAACUCUUCUGGAUACUGUCAGUACCUGCCGCCAGGUAUCUUUAAGAGCACGUGCUACAUCGACGUGCGCUGGUUCCCGUUCGACGUUCAGCGCUGCGAUCUGAAGUUCGGCUCCUGGACGUACGGAGGAUGGUCUCUGGACCUGCAGAUGAUGGAGGCGGAUAUCACCGGAUACAUCGCUAACGGCGAAUGGGACCUGGUUGAGGUUCCAGGCAGGAGGAAUGAGAAGUUCUACGACUGCUGUAAGGAGCCGUACCCUGAUGUCACCUUCACCGUGGUCAUGAGGAGGAGGACGCUGUACUACGGGCUCAAUCUCCUGAUUCCAUGCGUCCUCAUCUCCACUCUCGCGCUGCUGGUGUUUCUGCUGCCCGCCGACUCCGGAGAGAAGAUAUCGCUGGGAAUCACAGUGUUGCUGUCGCUCACCGUCUUCAUGCUCCUGGUGGCCGAGAUCAUGCCUGCCACAUCAGAUUCAGUGCCUCUGAUUGCUCAAUAUUUUGCGACCACCAUGGUGAUUGUGGGUCUGUCAGUCAUCGCUACAGUCCUGGUGUUGCAGUAUCACCAUCACGAUCCCGACGGAGCGAAGAUGCCACAAUGGACCCGCGUUCUCCUCCUGAACUGGUGUGCCUGGUUCCUCCGCAUGCGGCGGCCUGGCGAGGAACGGAUCCGUCUGGCCUGCCACAACAAACAUCCCCGGCAUGGCAGUGUGUCCAGCGUGGAGCUGUCGGUCAGCCAGGGGGCGCUGCAGCCCGCCAGCGGAAACAUGCUGUACAUCGGCUUCAGAGGUAUGGAGGGCGUCCACUACGCUUCCUCUCACGACUCUCACAGUGUGCUCUGCGGGCGUCUCAUGGCGUCCACUGAGGAGGACGUGCUGUUGCCGGGGGCGGCAGUGCCGACGCUAGGGGGCGGGGCUGGAAUCAGGGGCGGGGGCGGUGGAGGCAUUGUGGGUGGGGCUUUGGAACUGGAACUGUCCAAAAUUCUGGAGGAAGUGAGGUAUAUCGCCAAACGAUUCCGCGACCAGGACGAGGAUGAGAACGUGUGUAAUGAAUGGAAGUUCGCGGCGGCGGUGAUCGAUCGUUUGUGCCUCAUGGCGUUCUCCAUUUUUACAAUCCUCUGUACGAUUGGGAUCCUGAUGUCGGCGCCCAAUUUCGUGGAAGCCAUCUCGAAAGAUUUCUUCACCUGAUGCUCGAUGGUCUUGCCGUGAGAACUUUAUUUUACGUUUUUUGUACGUCGCUCAGCAACGACCGAGAUUCUUGUGUAAUAGGAGUGCAAAUAUGACAUGCUAACUAGGGCUGAGCGAAAAAGAUUAUCGCAAUUAUUUUAUGCACUUUUAAUUGUCUUCAUCUUAUUCACUAAAGAUGUUUUACUAACACCUCUGAUUUAAACAAGCAGCGUUAAGGCCCGUUCACACCAAGGACAAUAACUAUAAUGAUAAAGAUAACAUCCACAGCAUAACUAUAACAAUAAAGAUAUCACCCACAGCAUAACUAUAACGAUUAAGAUGUAGUCCGCAGCAUAACUACAACGAUAAAGAUAUCGUCCGCAGCAUAACUACAACUAUUAAGUUAUCGUCCGCAGCAGAACUACAACGAUAAAGAUGUCGUCUGCAGCAUAAGUUAUACAUAACUACUAAACAUAACUACGACGAUAAAGAUGUCGUCCGCAGCAUAACUACCAUGAUAAAGAUGUCGUCCGCAGAAUAACUACAACUAUUAAGUUAUCGUCCGCAGCAGAACUACAAUGAUAAAGAUGUCGUCCGCAGCAUAAGUUAUACGUAACCACUAAACAUAACUACGGUGAUAAAGAUGUCGUCUGCAGCAUAACUAUGACGAUAAAGAUGUCGUCCGCAGUAGAACUACAACGAUAAAGAUGACGUCCACAGCAUAAGUUAUACAUAACUACUAAACAUAACUACGAUGAUAAAGAUGUUAUCCGCAGCAUAACUACGAUGAUAAAGAUGUCGUCCGCAGCAUAAGUUAUACAUAACUACUAAACAUAACUACGACGAUAAAGAUGUCGUCUGCAGCAUAACUACGACGAUAAAGAUGUCGUACGCAGCAUAACUACGGCGAUAAAGAUGUCGUCCGCAGCAUAACUACGACGAUAAAGAUGUCGUCCGCAGCAUAACUACGACGAUAAAGAUGUCGUCCGCAGCAUAACUACGGCGAUAAAGAUGUCGUCCGCAGCAUAAGUUAUACAUAACUACUAAACAUAACUACGGCGAUAAAGAUGUUGUCCGCAGCAUAACUACGACGAUAAAGAUGUCGUCUGCAGCAUAAGUUAUACAUAACUACUAAACAUAACUACGAUGAUAAAGAUGUUAUCCGCAGCAUAACUACGAUGAUAAAGAUGUCGUCCGCAGCAUAAGUUAUACAUAACUACUAAACAUAACUACGACGAUAAAGAUGUCGUCCGCAGCAUAACUACGACGAUAAAGAUGUCGUACGCAGCAUAACUACGGCGAUAAAGAUGUCGUCCGCAGCAUAACUACGACGAUAAAGAUGUCGUCCGCAGCAUAACUACGGCGAUAAAGAUGUUGUCCGCAGCAUAACUACGACGAUAAAGAUGUCGUCUGCAGCAUAAGUUAUACAUAACUACUAAACAUAACUACGAUGAUAAAGAUGUUAUCCGCAGCAUAACUACGAUGAUAAAGAUGUCGUCCGCAGCAUAAGUUAUACAUAACUACUAAACAUAACUACGACGAUAAAGAUGUCGUCCGCAGCAUAACUACGACGAUAAAGAUGUCGUACGCAGCAUAACUACGACGAUAAAGAUGUCGUACGCAGCAUAACUACGGCGAUAAAGAUGUCGUCCGCAGCAUAACUACGACGAUAAAGAUGUCGUACGCAGCAUAACUACGGCGAUAAAGAUGUCGUCCGCAGCAUAACUACGACGAUAAAGAUGUCGUCCGCAGCAUAACUACGACGAUAAAGAUGUCGUCCGCAGCAUAACUACGACGAUAAAGAUGUCGUCCGCAGCAUAACUACGGCGAUAAAGAUGUCGUCCGCAGCAUAAGUUAUACAUAACUACUAAACAUAACUACGGCGAUAAAGAUGUUGUCCGCAGCAUAACUACGACGAUAAAGAUGUCGUCUGCAGCAUAAGUUAUACAUAACUACUAAACAUAACUACGAUGAUAAAGAUGUUAUCCGCAGCAUAACUACGAUGAUAAAGAUGUCGUCCGCAGCAUAAGUUAUACAUAACUACUAAACAUAACUACGACGAUAAAGAUGUCGUCCGCAGCAUAACUACGACGAUAAAGAUGUCGUACGCAGCAUAACUACGGCGAUAAAGAUGUCGUCCGCAGCAUAACUACGACGAUAAAGAUGUCGUCCGCAGCAUAACUACGGCGAUAAAGAUGUUGUCCGCAGCAUAACUACGACGAUAAAGAUGUCGUCUGCAGCAUAAGUUAUACAUAACUACUAAACAUAACUACGAUGAUAAAGAUGUUAUCCGCAGCAUAACUACGAUGAUAAAGAUGUCGUCCGCAGCAUAAGUUAUACAUAACUACUAAACAUAACUACGACGAUAAAGAUGUCGUCCGCAGCAUAACUACGACGAUAAAGAUGUCGUACGCAGCAUAACUACGACGAUAAAGAUGUCGUACGCAGCAUAACUACGGCGAUAAAGAUGUCGUCCGCAGCAUAACUACGACGAUAAAGAUGUCGUACGCAGCAUAACUACGGCGAUAAAGAUGUCGUCCGCAGCAUAACUACGACGAUAAAGAUGUCGUCCGCAGCAUAACUACGACGAUAAAGAUGUCGUCCGCAGCAGAACUACAAUGAUAAAGAUGUCGUCCGCAGCAUAAGUUAUACAUAACUACUAAACAUAACUACGGCGAUAAAGAUGUUGUCCGCAGCAUAACUACGACGAUAAAGAUGUCGUCUGCAGCAUAAGUUAUACAUAACUACUAAACAUAACUACGACGAUAAAGAUGUCGUCCGCAGCAUAACUACGACGAUAAAGAUGUCGUACGCAGCAUAACUAUGACGAUAAAGAUGUCGUCCGCAGCAGAACUACAAUGAUAAAGAUGUCGUCCGCAGCAUAAGUUAUACAUAACUACUAAACAUAACUACAAUGAUAAAGAUGUCGUCCGCAGCAUAAGUUAUACAUAACUACUAAACAUAACUGCGCCGAUAAAGAUGUUGUCCGCAGCAUAACUACGACGACAAAGAUGUCGUCCGCAGCAUAACUGAUAUCAUCCACAGUAUCAUCCCAUGUCCAUGGCAUAACUAUAAUGAUAAAGAUAUUGCUUGCUGCAUAACUAUAACGAUAGAGAUAUCGCCCGCAGCAUAACUAUGACGAGGACAACUAUAACGAGGAACAGAGGAAUGAUAUCGUUGGAAUCACUUUCAGAACGAUUUUUUCCAGGUGAUGGACGAUAAAAACAUUGACAGCCAAUCAGAAUCCAUCCUGCUUUAAGAACAUGAGCAUUUAAAAUGGAAGACAACAAAACUGCAGCACUUAUAAUAAACCGAAUGAUAUCAUCCGCUGGUGUGGACGUUAAUAUAGUUAUCGUUAUGGUUAUCGUUCUUGGUGUGAACGUGCCUUUACUGUUCGUAAGUUUUAUUUAUUUCCAUGAAUGAGUUCUUGUCAAAGAAUCAGUUUGAACGCUGAUUCAUCGAUUUAUUUGCGUCACUUCAAAAUGUUUACCGAAGUCCCGUGUUGCAGUUUACAUUUAUUAAAACGUUUUAGUAAAAUCUGUGUAGGUAAAUAUUGCUGUUGUAUUACAUUUGUGCAUAUAUAUAUGAAAAUCAUGAAAUGUCAUUGUUCUUCUAAUUCUAGAUUAUUAUUAUUGGAUUUUAGUUAAAUUUACAUGAAACAUUUUGAACCCGACUAAUGAUUCAGUAAAAGAUACACAUGUUGGUUUGAGCUCAAGGUCACUUAUAAACAGCAAUACAGGUUUUAAUUGUGAUAUUUGUUGUAUGUUGGUUCUCUGUGUAACUCUAGGUGAGAUUUCAUGUGAGUGUUGAAAUGAAGUUUGUUGUGUUUUUAAUGUACAGUGGGUCCAAAAGUCUGAGAUCGCUAGUGAAAAUGCUGCUAUUUUGAAUACUUUCUAAAUUAAUCCAGCAUUUUUAAUUGCUAAAUUAUAUUAUCAUCAUAACAAUCAAGUCAUGUGUUCUAAUCAAACCUGUUUUGGACCCUGCAUCAUCAUAUUGUGUUCUUUGCUUGUUUUUCAAACCUGUUAGACUCACAAAAUGUGCUGUUUUACAUGGAAACACUUCAUCAUUUGACUCUUUGGUACUAAGCAGCAUAUAAACACACUCUUAUAUGAACUGCACACACAUCUAUUUAAGAGUCAGACUUCUGUCUGGAAAAUCAGUUUUCCAGUUUGAACCUUUUCCCAGCAGCAUCACAUUUUCUUUCAGGUCUCCUGUGCCGGUACGCUCUGGUUUGUGAACCCUGUAUAAAUAAAUGUAUUUUUCUA